Phalacrocorax carbo (great cormorant) is the source of this 1200-nucleotide messenger RNA. The record is from RefSeq and is a predicted model, not a curated record. Lineage: Eukaryota; Metazoa; Chordata; Aves; Suliformes; Phalacrocoracidae.
UGGUGUCACGGCAGCGCAGCAGGGGCGUCAUAGCGAUGUUUGGGAAUGUUUUCCCUUGGCAUUGUCAGUUGGUCACUUCCUUUCGGCUGGCUGGCUGGCAGGUCAGUCUAGCUGCUGAGGUAGAUGGCUUCGACUGAAAAACUUACUCAAACUGAGAAAAAAUAAUUUGAAAUGGAGCCUUCCUCAUCAGAAGCUUCAUGUGGUUCUGACCUGGACGAGGGAGUUGAUUCGUCAGACUCGACUUCUCGCUGUCCACUGUGUGACAAAAGCGCAACUAGUGAUGCUGCCUUUGGAUGUCCAGUACAAGAAAGGUCUUUACAAGCUUUGACCAAGCAACCCCGGUCAAAAAGAGAGUGUCUGAAUUCAUCUGAGGAGAGCUCUGGCAAAGGCGAUGCCUCUACAAGCUUCCACUUUCUGAAGAAGCUCUGGCACGUUGUUGAAAGCGGCCGCUUUGAGUCCAUUUGGUGGGGGGACAACGGAGAGUGUGUAGCGAUUCGUGAAGAAUUGUUUGAAAAGGAAGUACUAGCAAGGAGAGGAUGUUGGAGACUUUUUGAAAGCAAGAGCAUGGAAAGCUUCACUCAUUGCCUCCAGCUGCACGGAUUCACCAGAAAGCUGUGGGAUUUUCCAAAACUGGGCUCGUGCUAUGACCUGCUAAUGGAAGAAACAGCUAGGGAGUUUCAUUUCUACUCCAACCCAAAUUUUAGAAGACGUUUUCCACAUCUGCUAAUGAAGUAUGAGCAAAGCUGUGGUCCAAAACAUCAAACACCAGCAGGACUUUUGCCAGGCACACGCUUGCACGUGCGCUGCCGGAGUAGAAAACCAGCGGUUGAGCCUGCGUGGGAAACCACUUCUGAGGGGGAGAACGGUCCGCGCUCAGCAGGUGCAAAGGGGAACACGCACACCUCUGCACGCCGGAGGACCGCACCUGCCAAGCGACGUGCCAGGGCAGCUACCCGAGCCAGAUGUGCCUCUGCGCCUGCACGCACCGCUGCUCUGACCAAUUCAGCGGGAGGCAGGGAGCAGCCGCGUCCUCUGGCCCCCUCCCUUCGGCCGCAGCACAGCAGCCCCGGCGCGGCUGGCGGCCUCAGUGCCGCUUCUGCUGCCCCUUCACCAGGUUGCACCACGCUGGCCGUGCCCAGCAGCCCCUUUCCACCAGGGCUGCCACCCCGCACCUCUCCGGCUGCAGCGAGUUGGCUAUAG